UUGUUACUUUUGAUUCUUGUUUCACCGUUGCUAUUAAUUUGGGAACUCGUCAACACCGUUCCUUCAUGUUUCCGAUGUAAGGAAAACAUGUCCGGAAAAGUGGUCUUGAUCACAGGUGCUUCAUCUGGACUUGGAGAGCUUAUCGCUUAUGAAUAUGCAAAACUAGGAGCGUACCUCGCGAUUAUAGCCAGAAAUAAACCAGAGAGUCGACUUGAGCAGGUAGCACACAGAGCUCGUGAACUUGGCUCUCCGGAUGUUCUUUUCGUGUUUGCCGAUGUGUCAAAGGUAGACGAGUGUAGGAUGUUCGUGGAUGAGACCGUUAAACAUUUUGGUCGUUGUGGUGGAUCAUCUGGUUUGUAAUGCAGGAAUCGGGCAGGUUUAUUGUAUCAGUAGUGAUGUCACCAAAUUCACACAAGUUCUUGUAAGAUCAAACUAAACUCAUCGUUUUUUUUUUCUUUA
Messenger RNA from Helianthus annuus (common sunflower), 459 nucleotides. RefSeq names its product 11-beta-hydroxysteroid dehydrogenase 1A. The coding region runs from base 88 to 360 and encodes 90 amino acids. NCBI's taxonomy places the organism in Eukaryota, Viridiplantae, Streptophyta, Magnoliopsida, Asterales, Asteraceae. The record is from RefSeq and is a predicted model, not a curated record. The transcript is spliced from 3 exons.